CUCACUGGAACGUAAUCGCACACGCCUUCCUUCUCUUGCGUGCGAGUUAGAAUUUCAGCGUCUCGCAGAUCGUCGGGUUUCUUCUCACCCACUGGAUGAAAUUUACGAACUAACGGAGGAAUAUAAGAAUUAUCAACCAAACCGCGAUGGAUAUUAAGAGUUUAGCUGCAGUUGUCAUUUUACUUGCGUUCUCUUCGACUCAAGUUUUAGCCCAAAAUGCCACACCUGGUGUAGCUUGCGAGUCCAUGAACGGGACGAGCUGCGAGCAAUGUCUGAGCAACGUGACGUGUUUGUGGUGUAUCAAAACCAAGUCGUGCGUUACGUAUCCAGUGAGGACCAUCCUGCCACCGCAUUCACUUUGUCCGCUCUAUGAUGCCCGCUGGGGCCUGUGUUGGAUGAACUUCCAGAACUUGAUCAUCACGCUUGCAGUGUUUGGUGGCGUUAUCAUCAUCGCCCUGCUGAUCUGCAUGUUCUGCUGCUGCAAGUGUGAAAACAUUGGAUCGUCAAGGUUUGUGUCCAAGAUGGAGAGGCAGGUAAACAAGUCAAGCAACAAACAGGAGCAAAGGCGUGCCGAGAUGAAACAGAGACACGAUGACAUCAGGAACAAAUACGGCCUAAGUGGACCAAAUCCAUAUUCCCGAUUUGGAUGAGAGGAUUUAAACAGCGGGACUUUAUUUAACAAAACACCUGUUUAUUUUUUGCAGUAAUGAAUUAAUGUAAAUUGCCAUGUAAUUAUUAAACAAUAGAUGCCGAUGAUGUCAUUCAGCCAACAGAGAGGAAUGUUUUGUGACGAGACAAGGCUAUACAAGAACGAUUUUGCUUGUUUUUUUUCCCACUGCUAAAAGCGGCUAUGACAAAUAAUAUUUCUCGAGCUUGAUGUAUUUUUAGAUGUUUUCUGACCAUACAUGAUGUCUAUAAGCUGAUAUCAGUCUUAAGUAGUUCGUUUUUAUAUUUUACCAUAUUGUUUGGCUCCUGAAUAAACAUUUGGUGAAGGAAA
Syngnathus typhle (broad-nosed pipefish) is the source of this 997-nucleotide messenger RNA. It is a transcript of the gene pttg1ipa, whose product is annotated as PTTG1 interacting protein a. The record is from RefSeq and is a predicted model, not a curated record. Gene Ontology annotation, biological process: protein import into nucleus. Bases 147 to 650 code for a protein of 167 amino acids. The transcript has 7 exons. Gene Ontology annotation, cellular component: nucleus; cytoplasm. NCBI's taxonomy places the organism in Eukaryota, Metazoa, Chordata, Actinopteri, Syngnathiformes, Syngnathidae.